Molecule: messenger RNA, 3661 nt
Organism: Spirodela intermedia
Lineage: Eukaryota; Viridiplantae; Streptophyta; Magnoliopsida; Alismatales; Araceae
Source: the annotation of a GenBank genome assembly
AUGGCCCGACGAGGCCUCCUCCCUUCUCACUGUAGCUGGUCUAUCUGUAUUCUUAUCAUCAAUUCAAGUUCUCAGUUCCAGUCUUUAUUUUGGAGCAGCAGAAAGGAGGUCCAUGGGAAGUGCGGCUGCUCGCCGGAGGAAGGGGGAAUUCGGUGCACAGUUGUGGGAAGGGGAUUAUUACCGUAUCUUUGAGGUUGCUGGCACAAAAGACAGGUUAGUCAGCCUUGUGGACCACUUAAACGAUAGGGUAGUCCCGAGGUAGAAGAAGUCUCCGGCUUCCUAUGGAGGCUCCUGCCUGCUGGUGAGGCUCCUCUCCUGCAACUCGUCGAGGAGAUUGUCUGGUUAGGUCAACGGUCGGGCGAAGGAGCGGGGGCCGAAGGAGCGGGAGGCGUAGUCCCAUGGCGAAGAUGAUCCCACACUCGCCACCUAGCUCCUCCCCUGUCCGCCGCAGCGGACAUGGUAACUGGCCCUCGUCGUUUUCGUUUCUCUCGGCUCUCUUCCCUCCCCCCCACCACUCUCCCAAACUUCCUCGACCUCUUCAGAUCCUCGCUACUUUCUCCGAUCCGGUUGAGUAGAUUGUGAAUCCGUUUGUUUCAUUCAGAAUUUCAAGGAAAUGGAGAAGAAUUUCAGUGAGGUCUUGUUCAGUUACCCCUGUUUCCUCUCGCAGAAGCUUGGAAGCCACUUUUCUGCUUUCCCUUGGCGGGAUCGGUGCGGCAGAGGCGUUCUUCCUGCUCCAAAAUCACCGCGAGGGCGGGCAACAAAAUUCACUCCAGGACGGAUGAAAUUCCGAGGCAGUGGUAUAAUAUCGUUCCCGAUCUUCCAGCGAGACCGCCUCCACCCUUGCAUCCGAAGACCUUCAAGCCACUCGUGCCAGGAGAUCUGUCUCCUCUUCUAGCCCGCGAGCUAAUCAUGCAAGAAGUGAGUGAUGAGAGAUUCAUCGACAUACCAGACGAAGUCAUCGAUAUUUACAGCCUGUGGCGUCCGACGCCAUUGAUCAGGUUCGCUCCCCGAGCAGCAACCCUGCUUCUGACUGAUCGCCUCUCAGAGGAGACGGCAUCAAACAUCUACUGUAAAAUGCAGAGCUCGGAGGCUCGAGAAGCUCCUUGACACGCCGGCAAGAAUCUACUACAAGUACGAAGGCAACAGCCCAGCCGGAUCGCACAAACCAAACUCGGCAGUUCCGCAAGCUUGGUACAACGCUCAGGAGGGAAUCCGCAGGGUUGUGACGGAAACCGGUGCAGGCCAAUGGGGGUGUUCUCUGGCCUUCGCUAGUAGCUUGUUUGGUCUCGACUGCGAGGUAAUUCUACCUGGUGAAUUGUGGUCCGAGCUCCCUGGUUGAUACAUUUCCUCUUCCUUGACGAUCAAGGGUUGACAUGAUUACCAGGUGUGGCAAGUUCGGGCGUCUUAUGAUCAGAAGCCAUACAGGAAGCUGAUGAUGGAAACCUGGGGGGCCAAGGUCCACCACUCUCCUUCCAUUCUCACCGAAGCUGGCCGCAAGAUCCUCAGCCAGGAUCCCUCGAGCCCUGGGAGCUUGGGGAUCGCAAUCUCAGAGGCCGUCGAAGUCGCCACAGCUCGAUCUGAUACUAAAUAUUGCCUGGGAAGUGUUCUGAAUCACGUUCUCCUCCACCAGACCGUCAUUGGGGAGGAGUGCUUGAAGCAAUUGGAGGAGAUGGGAGAGACCCCAGAUGUGAUCAUUGGCUGCACAGGGGGUGGAUCCAAUUUUGCAGGCCUCACAUUUCCUUUCAUCCGGGAGAAGAUGGAGGGCAAGAUCAAUCCCGUCAUCAGAGCUGUUGAACCGACGGCUUGCCCUUCCCUCACAAGAGGCAUUUACGCAUACGACUUUGGUGAUACAGCGGGCAUGACUCCAUUGAUGAAGAUGCACACGCUCGGACAUGACUUCAUUCCUGACCCAAUUCAUGCUGGUAGCACUCCCACCUUCACAGCGUGAUGCAAGAGAUAUGCUCCACCAUCUCCUCUGGUUGUGACCUAAUGAACGGUGGAAUCCUGUGUGCUGCAGGUGGCCUGCGUUAUCAUGGAAUGGCACCGCUGCUCUCACAUAUCUAUGAGCUGGGUUUCAUGGAGGCUCUUGCAAUUCCUCAGACUGAAUGCUUUGAAGGUAAAUGUUUCCAUCAUUCACGAGUAUGGCCUGGCUUUUUGCAGCAAGUGCGCCACAGGAAUCUUCCUCGGUGAUGAUCAUGGCUGUGCUCUUCCCACGUUUGAGGUUCAAUGACCGCCACCUCUAGCCACCAUAGCCUAGUUAUCCAUUGUUUGUCUUUGGUUCCAAUCAGUGCCACAACUUCAUUAAAUCAUGGAACUCCUGCUUGCUGAGAAUCUGAAUUCUUUCUCUUGAUCAAAUUCCCGAUUAAGGCCAACAAGAAAAUCAUGAAUUCUUUCUUUGCUCAAUGAAAUCCUGCAGAAUAGCUGCUGUAUCCUCAGGACAUCUGGUUUUAAUCAGCUUAUAAUGGUCAAGUUCUUGCCUCAAAACCUUCAACUUAUUAGCAUAUUUUGUGGCUGUUUUACUUCCCUUUUCUGCAGCAAUUGUCUCUACCUUAGCCUCAUAGACUUGCGCUGCAUCUCUAGCAUAAUCAUGGGAUAAUCAUAAAAUCUUCCUCAUUCCAUUUCUCAAACCGAGGAUUCCGUUCUUAGCUGACUAUCCCUUCCCCUUUUAGCACAGUGAGAACAUGUUGGGACCAUUUGAGGUAAUUGUUUCCAUCCAACCUGUGUAGCUUGAAUACUCUGCAACUCUCUGCGUCUUUGACAGCGCUCAAACUAUGUCGAACGGUCCAACUCAAAACUACGCGUUUUUUCCCCCAUCUUAUUGACAUGCUUGUAGAACAUAUCUGUUUUAGAAAGCACUUUUAUCAACUAACUAUGUUCUAGAAAAUAUCUGUUCGGGAUGCCAUUAACUGACACUUUAGCAAGCAUCCCUUCAAUCUCUUAGCAGUUGACUCUGUUCAUGUACCAUACAUAGAAAGUAACCAAAAAAAAGGCUUUUUAUUUAUUUAUUUGAUGUUUUCGAAUAAAUAAAGAAAAAUUCCUGCAUUAAUAAUGAAGGAAUAAAAAUCCAGCAGAGGAUUGUACCAGCUCUGCAAUUUUCAAAAGAAAAGCGACAGAUGAUAAAUUAUUUGUAGAACUCGUCUCCUCCACCUUGAAGGUCCUAUCCUAUCUCUUGUCAGGGAGGUGAGGUUCAACCCACUCCACAAAAUUUCACCCCAUUAGUUUAGUUUCAUCUGCGGACGAAGGGACUAGAAUCGGAUCGAAGCACCUUGAAGCAUUAUCGAUAUCUCGGAAGCGCAGAAGAUCAACCGAUUCUUCUUCCGGCGACGGGAUUUCGUCGUUGGGUUCACUUUACAUUUUUGAAGAUUCUGUUUUUUUUUUCCGUCUUGCAGCUGCGCUGAGCUUUGCGAGGACCCAGGGGGUGAUCCCGGCGCCCGAGCCGACCCACGCCAUCGCCGCCGUAAUCAGGGAGGCAAAACUCUGCAGGGAGAGCGGAGAAUCGAAGGUCAUCCUCAUGGCCAUGUGCGGCCACGGCCACUUCGACUUGACCUCCUACGACAAGUACCUGCAGGGCACCUUGAAGGACCUGACCUUCGAUGGCAGCUUGGAAAUCCAGGAGAAGGUGAGGUCCUCGCUGAGCAGCAUUCCCCAAGUCCCACGAUGA